CUCUUUUCUCUGUAUCAUAUGUAUAAAUGGGUGGUGAUAUGUAAAUCACAUUUCUAGUAGUUCUCCUCUCCUUGCUCAGAGCAGAAGGCAGUUUCUCUUCAGACUUGAUACAGUCUCGGUUUUGAUCUUGCAAAUCAUCUUCAACAAUGGCACAGAUUGUCCAUGUGGUGGCAGUGUUGGGCCUGUGUCUGCUGGCUGCUGUGGUGAACUCUCAAGAGAACAACCCCCCACCACCUCCUCGUCUCGGACAAGAGAUCUGCACAUACUACACUCAGAGCGGGACCCUCCUUCUGGACGGGCCAAAGGUCUUUGAAAUGAUGCUGAUUGAGUUUGGACGAGCAAUCCAGACCCUGAACCCUAUGGUGACUCAACAGUGGAUGGAUGAAGUAGAUGAUGAUCACGACAAGUCUCUUAACCUGGCAGAGUGUGCCAAACUCGUCCAGAGAGUCUCUGAUUCUAUUCAGAGGCCUCCACAAUAAAGAGGUCAUGACACCGAUUGAAGUAACUGAAGUAUAUGAAGCACAUGGACGAGUAUGAAGAAAUAUAUAAUAUCUCACAAACACUUAGUAUGUAGGUCUGUAGCUUAAUCUCAUGUAACAAUGUUUCAAUCAUAAUCUAAACAAAGCUAUGUAGCGUUUUAGAAAUUACUUUAAAACAAGAAAUUUUGACUCUUAGUCAUAAUAAAAUUUUUAUCAAAAAUA
Messenger RNA from Puntigrus tetrazona (Sumatra barb), 701 nucleotides. RefSeq lists its product as uncharacterized. NCBI's taxonomy places the organism in Eukaryota, Metazoa, Chordata, Actinopteri, Cypriniformes, Cyprinidae. Bases 147 to 479 code for a protein of 110 amino acids. The transcript has 4 exons. The record is from RefSeq and is a predicted model, not a curated record.